Molecule: messenger RNA, 4760 nt
Organism: Anarrhichthys ocellatus (wolf-eel)
Lineage: Eukaryota; Metazoa; Chordata; Actinopteri; Perciformes; Anarhichadidae
Gene: rars2
Product: arginyl-tRNA synthetase 2, mitochondrial
Exons: 18
Coding region: 81-1856 (591 amino acids)
Biological process (GO): arginyl-tRNA aminoacylation; mitochondrial translation
Cellular component (GO): mitochondrion; cytoplasm
Molecular function (GO): ATP binding; arginine-tRNA ligase activity
Source: RefSeq, a predicted model, not a curated record
GUAAAGAAGCUAUGUGAAUGGAUCACACAAAUUUUGCAACACGUUUAUAAAUAUUGUGUUGUUUUUAACGUUUAACGAACAUGGCUUGUUUCUUCAGAAGAACAAUAGCAGCAAAGCUGGGUCGCACGCUGCAGCAGUCUGAGGAUGCCUUCAUACCAGCUCUGUCAGCAGUUCCAGUUUUUAAGAAACAGCAGACUGCUGAUUUCAAACUAUCAAUCAGCCCAUUACGGAUCAGAGGGAUUUUACCAUCCAGUGGUGACAUACAGCUGCAGACUGAAGGCUUGGCCUCUCGGUUGGAGCAGGACAGUGUGGUGGAGGACAUAUCUGCUGGGCGUGGAAUGAUCAACUUUAAAGUGAAUCGCAAACUUCUUGUCCAGAAAAUGUUGGAGCCGUUUGGAAAGGACGAGGAUGAGAAGUUUGUGUUAAAUAGUGAACUUUUCAAUACUCUCAAGAGAGGAACAACAUUAGUUGAGUACAGCUCUCCAAAUAUAGCCAAAAAAUUCCAUGCUGGACACUUAAGAUCCACAGUUAUUGGUAACUUUAUUGCUAACCUAAAGCAGUGCCUUGGAAAUGACGUUAUUCGAAUGAACUACCUCGGAGACUGGGGUAUGCAGUUUGGUCUGCUGGGAGCUGGGUUUAGUAAAUUCGGAUGUCAGGAGAAGCUGAAACAGAAUCCCUUACAGCAUUUGUUUGAGGUCUAUGUUCAAGUAAACAAGGAGGCAGAGCACAAUGAGGAUAUGAUGCAGGCUGCCAGAGACUUCUUUAGACAGCUGGAACAGCAUGAGAGCGAGGCCGUGUCCUUAUGGCAACAGUUCAGAGAGAUCACAGUGGAUGAGUAUCAACAUGUUUACAAGCGGUUAGGGGUCCACUUUGAUAUUUACUCCGGGGAGUCCUUUCACCACCAUCAAGCCCAGGAGGUGGUGCAGCAGCUUCACAGUCGAGGCCUGUUGAAAACCUCUGAGUAUGUGACUGUGUGUGAUGGCAUUCAAUCAGUAGCUGGCAUGACACACUCUAAAUACAGGUACGCCUGGUUCUCUGUUUAUAAGCAGAGCCACUUGUGCUACUAUUACUGCUACCACUACUGUUGUUUCCUUGAACCUUUAUGGAUGCAUAUUUUUCAGUUUGCUGCAUCUGUGUUUGUUUUUCUUUUUAAGACCGACAAAAGUCAAGCGAAUCACUUCCACCAGUUGUUCCACAUCCUGCUCGCUAUGGGACAUUCUUGGGCUGACAGGUGUGAGCAUGUGCCCUUUGGCCUGGUGCUGGGUAUGAACACCCGGAGGGGUGAGGUGGUGUUUCUGGAGGACGUGCUGGACGAAGCUCGGGCCAGGAUGCUCCACAACAUGAACCAGUCAAAAACAACAAAGGAAAUGGAUAACCCAGAGGACACAGCAGAGAAAGUGGGAAUCAGUGCGCUAAUAGUGCAGGACUUCAGAGGUGCGCUGCAGUCAGACUAUAAGUUUGACUGGGACAGGAUGCUGCAGGCUCAGGGAGACACGGGAGUUUUCCUCCAGUACACACAUGCUCGACUCCGCAGUUUAAUACGGAGGAAUGAAGGUGUCGAGGCAGUUAUAUUUGAUCCAUCCCUCCUGCUUGAACAGACGAGUAUCGCGAUACUGCAGCACCUCCUUCGCUAUGACGAAGUGUUGUACCAGUCGGCCCAGGAUCUGCAGCCCAAACACCUGGUCAACUUUUUAUUGAAGCUCUGCCACCUGAUCGCCUCAGCACAUAGAGAGCUGCCGGUGAAAGGAAGCUCUCAGGAUGUUGCACAGGCAAGGUUACGACUGUUCAGCGGGGCCUGCUCUGUCCUGGCCAAUGGGAUGAGGAUCCUGGGCAUCACACCAGUUGAUAAAAUGUGAAACUUAACUGUAUUACAUCACUGUUAUUUUAACUGCUUUAGUUCAUCUUUACUAUAAAUACAUGCCUUUUACAUUUUCAAAAUAAAAUACCAUCGUCCUCAAUUCACAGGAGCUUUUUCUUGUCCUCUCGUCUCGGGUAGUUUCCACUCACACACAUUCAUCAAAGCCAGUUGGUCGUCAGUUGACAGCUGGAGAUUAGUCGAACACAAAAUGCAAAGGGAUGUAACUCGACUCCUAUAGUUCCAGGUAAGUAACUAGAUAUAAAGAGCAUACAUGGUUAGACCAGUCCAAUCAUGAAGUAUGUCGUACAUGUUAACUGCUCAUGUUGAGUAAAAGUAGUUGCCGUUGCUUUUUCCAUUAGGUUUCAAUGAAAGCUUUUAAAGCGACUUUCAAAACACAAUGCAACACUGUUGUGAUACAAAAGAUUCAAGACACUAAAGAGAUAUUAUAAACUUAUAAUCACAUAUGCAGUAUUUCAUUCUCCUUCAGAAUCAGCACUAUAUGAUACAGACAAUAACAUUGCACAGUGUAAAACAUUAAUUACCCCCAAAAACAACUACAUGAUAAGAAGUUGUGAUAUUUAUACGCCGCCUAGAACAUUUACGAACUUUAAACGGCUAGCUAUAAAGGCCAGUUUAAGAUCAAAUGUGGGUUUUCUUUUCUUCGUAUCAACUGAAAGAUUGCGUGUAUCUACAAUUGAAGUGGAUCAAAAGCUGUCGUCUAUAUGGUGACCUGAACACAGAGACGACUCAACCGAGUGUUCAUUUGGCUCCCAAGUGCAGGAGCUCUUUAUAACAGACCAGGUCCACCAGCGAGAGAGAGACUCUCGGAGGUCGGCGUCUCACACAGUGAUCAGUCUCUGUUUGGACUCCUCGUCUUUAUCUUUCGGGCUCAGCUUUAAUGUUUCUUGCUUCGGAAUUCCAUACAGGUAGAUGGAAACACACACCAGGAGUGCUCCGGAGGCAAAUGGGAUCGCUGCGCAAUAGGGAAAGAAUAGCAAAAUUAGGCAUUUAUUUAAUUUGAAAAUCAUAAGCCAUAACACCACGCCUCACCUGAUGAGCCAGAAUGACUCAGCAUACCAACAAUGUGGUCUUGAGAAACGUACUUAUCUUUAGUCCGAACAUGACGACAGACGCCACUGUUGAGAGAACGAUGGCGGCUGCAGCAGAGAAGCCUUUCAUGAUGUUGUCUGUGUACUUCACUACCACCGACGUGUAGAGACCACCCACACUGGCCAAGACUGGAAGCACAAAGAGCAGUGUCAGCUAAAAUACUGUGAAGAUAAGUGAAAUUAAUUAUUAAAAAAAGAAACCAUCCUCAGGUUUAGUCGUACUUACAUACUACAAAGCACACCAAGGGCGUAUAACCGAAGAAGAAACCUUUCUCCAGGAUCUUCUCACCAUCGUUUAUGUAAACACCAAACAGUGUGACCACAAUACCGGACAGGUACAUCUGGAUGUUUCUCACCCACAGAGACGUGUCUGAGCUCUUCAACACCUUCUCAAAGUACACACCUUAAAUCAUAAAGUAGACACACAACUGUUAAUACACGAAUAUUUUGCGACAGGUAUCUCAAAUAACGUUAAAAACAUGACGGAUCAGCAAUGCCAAUAAAAAUAAUCAAUUCACUUUAAGCAACUCCUAAUGAGAAAAGACAUCAUCCCUUUACUUGGCUGGUCAAUGCAGCGUUGUUUGGCUGGUCGGGUAUUUCUUUAUGGCAGCUAAACAAAUAUUUGACAAAAAGGUGAAUCCACCAUCUGUCAUUUUCACUGAAUCAUUUGCCAAAAUUACCUGCAAACCCUGAACAAAGGACAGCAAUAGCAAUGGCGAUGAACCCAAACAAAGGAUUUUGCUCAACCUGGAAGACAAAAAAAAAAAAAAAAACAUGGCAUGAGCCACCAGAGACUGUUAAUACCAUUUGCAUUUUGAUCCACGAUAGUGUAAGCCACAGGACAUAUAUUUAAGUGGAUAGUCGGGAUGUUUAUAACAUUUAAAUUUUAAUAUAUGCCACCCCCACCUGAACCUUAGUGGCCUCUCCAGGCUUCCAUUGGACAAGUGUUACGCCCGCGCAGAGCAUGAAGACAGAGAACCACUGCAUCCGGCCAAGAGAGCGGUUCAGCAUGAAGACUGUACACAAGGCUGUGCACGGGAUCUUCAGCUGAUAGGUCACCUACACAGAAUAAACACAAGUUAGCUCUAAAAACUAUUGGUUUUUUAAAAACCUAUUUAUAAAAGUUAGGUGAACACACAUACUGUGGGUAUUAUGGGAACUGCUGAGAAUAACCACUGCUACACUCCUUUCACCAUGAAUGUCACGCAUUUAAGGGAUCAAUAUUUCUAUAUCGGAAGUUUCGUUUAAUAAACAGUAAUUCUGCUAACUGAUCAGUUGGUUGAGUCAGUCAUCAAGCAAAAACAAACAUUUAAUAGGUUCAUUUUUUUUAAAGUCUUUGCUGCUUUCUUUUCUGUUUUAAUUAGAAUGUCUUGAGUUUUUGGACUAUUGGUUGAACAAGUAGAGAAGUUUAAAGAGGUUAGAAAUGUGUAAUAGACAUUAUUUCCCUUUUUUUUUUUUUACAUUUGGAAGACUUAAACAAGCGUUUAAUAAACAAAUGAGUCAAUAAUGAAUAUACGAGAUUUUAUUUGAUUAGACUAACUGCUAACUAAGUGACACUUGGUCAAAUAUGCAGCCAGUGGCAAGCAAGUGGCACUCGUUCGACACCCAUCAAGAAAAUGCCAAGCGGGUGGAGCCACAUUUUCUGAGAACACCCAUUGUUGUUAUCAGGAAAUGAUUUUGAUUAAACUAUAUUACGAACUGUAUUGCAUCAAACCAUCCACAGAUUAAUCAAAAACUUGAUUCUUGCUGUGUACAUGCCUUGCUGUGUAUUUGACAGAAUGAGUCAUACAAGU